This is a messenger RNA of Aspergillus tanneri, 399 nucleotides long. RefSeq lists its product as uncharacterized. The record is from RefSeq and is a predicted model, not a curated record. Bases 1 to 399 code for a protein of 132 amino acids. Lineage: Eukaryota; Fungi; Ascomycota; Eurotiomycetes; Eurotiales; Aspergillaceae. The transcript is spliced from 2 exons.
AUGCCCGUUGUCGGUUCGUUGCCCGCGCUGGUGGAUGUAGUCUGUCAACCCGGAAAAAGACACUGCCUGAACCCUCGCCUCGGUUCAUCUCUGUUGGGCGGCUUUUACCAAAGUUUAUUGGGUUUGGGUCAAGACCUGGAUGUUGGUUGCUCUUCGCGGGCAGGCUUCAACUGGGUAUCUAAUUUAAAUGGAAUUUCUGUAGCCGCACAGUUUCUGCCACAUGGCAUAACGCUGCCAGAUCUCGAGGCGUCCCCAGAACUUCCCAGCGAUCAACCUGCCUCUACAGCCAACGGCCCAGCAACAGCUAUUACGGCUGCUGCCGACAAAAAGAUUAAAAUUCCUCGACCCGGAACCUACUGGGCUACAAUACGUUUGAACUUGCGCGACCUGGGACUGUAG